AUGGUGGCUUUUUCAGUUCUCGGCCUGGCAACAAUAGCUGCUAGAUCUCUCGCGUCUGUAAAUCCUGUCCCGGAAAGGUCCAUCGGCCUGACCUCCUCUCUAAAAACUGUUCGAAAUGUAAAUACCGCUUCGGAUAUUCCGAGCGGACUGGCUCAACAUGUGCGCGGGCUAGCUAGGUAUGGAGGAACAAUCCCCGAAGGCCUUACGGCUUUGUUGCGUCGAGAAAAUAUCGGUUCAACCGGGUCCUCCUAUGACGCUCCCACUGGCGAGUGGGUUACUAUCGCCUCGUUUGGAACCCCUCCACAAGAGUUGCCAAUAAUUAUUGACACCGGCUCCUGGGACUGUGUUGUGUAUAGCUCUCAGUCCGAGAAGUCAGGACUGCCCGCAAACACCUCAUUAUAUGAGCCGGAUAAUAGUAGAACAGCGAAGAAGCUCGACGGGUUUACGUUCAAAGUCAUAUAUGGAAAUGGCGAUCAAGAAACGAGUGGCGAUAUCGAGGUGAACGGCGACGUGUUCCUAGACGUGCUGACCAUUGGAGGCGUCACUGCCCCGGCACAGGCCGUUGAAUCGGUGAUCAAUUACACCGCUGGAUUUGCAUCGCUGGAUGCAUCAGGUAUAGUGGGCAUGGCGCUGAGCAAAAACAACACCGUCAAGCCCGUCAAACAACAUACAUUUUUUGAUAACCUCAAGGACCAGCUUGCAAUGCCUGUCCUGACCGCCGAUCUCUACCUGGAAGCAGAAUCCCAUUACGACUUCGGAUUCAUCAACCACAGUUUAAUCCAUGGAGACAUAACGUGGGCUGCCGUCAAUACAAGUGACAGCCAACAGGGCUGGUGGUCGAUAUCGGUUGAAGGAUAUCAAGUCGGAUCAGAAGCCUACGUGGCCAGCGCUUUCCCAUCAAUCGUUGAUACGGGGACACUUCAAAACCUCUUCCCCCCAUCCGUUGUCAGUGCGUAUUAUGAACAGGUGCCUGCCGCUGUGAAUAGCACCGAAUACGGAGCAUUCGUGUUCCCUUGCAACCAGACACUACCAGAUUUUGCGGUGAAAAUCAAUGGCAGAUCAUUCACUGUCCCUGGGAGUCUGUUAAACGUUGCCCAACUCUCCAAUACUACCUGUAUGGGUAACAUUCAGGCAAUUCCGCCAGCAACAGAUGGUGGUUUACCGCAGCCUACGGCCUGCUUAGGGGCUACAUUUAUGUUGCAGCAUCUUCUUGUCUUUGAUUUGGGCACGUUACAAGUGGGGAUUGCGAAAAAGCGAUACAUAGAGAAUGCUACAUUUGUGGAUGUAUAG
This is a messenger RNA of Talaromyces proteolyticus, 1290 nucleotides long. RefSeq names its product putative aspergillopepsin A precursor. The transcript is spliced from 3 exons. Gene Ontology annotation, molecular function: aspartic-type endopeptidase activity. Gene Ontology annotation, biological process: proteolysis. The record is from RefSeq and is a predicted model, not a curated record. NCBI's taxonomy places the organism in Eukaryota, Fungi, Ascomycota, Eurotiomycetes, Eurotiales, Trichocomaceae. The coding region runs from base 1 to 1290 and encodes 429 amino acids.